AUGGAAACCCCAUCCUCGGGCACAACAACACCAGUCGAUCUGGAGAAUGGACAAGGCCAGAUUUGCAAGCGGCUGACAGUGACUUUCCGAGAUCUCAAUGUGCGAGUAACGGCACCAGAUGCCGCAUUAGGAAGUACACUAUGGUCUGAAGUCGACCCGCGACAGAUUGGCGGCUUGAUUAAGCGCGGAAAUCGCCCCAAAAGAACAAUCCUCAAAGAUAUUAGCGGGCAAGUCAGGCCUGGAGAAAUGCUUCUUGUUUUGGGUCGCCCAGGCUCUGGAUGUACAUCUCUUUUACGUGUCCUCGCAAAUGACCGUGAUAGCUUCGACGAGGUCUCCGGUACCACCAACUAUGGAGCUAUGGGCCAUAAAGAAGCAAAACGCUAUCGUCAGCAGAUCAUGUUCAACAACGAAGACGACCUUCAUUUUGCAUCGCUAUCUGUAAACCGAACAAUCAAGUUCGCUCUUCGCAACAAAGUUCCCGACGAACGCCCAGAUCAUUUGAGAAACCGGAAGGAUUUCGUCCAAGACAACCGUGAUGGCAUUCUGAAUUCUCUCGGAAUUGGGCAUACGAAGAAGACCAUGGUCGGUAACGAGUUUAUUCGAGGUGUUUCUGGUGGUGAGCGCAAACGUGUCUCUUUGGCAGAAGUUAUGGCUGGACAGAGUCCUGUUCAAAUGUGGGAUAAUCCAACUCGGGGCUUGGAUUCCAAGUCAGCCGUGGAAUUUGCUCGGAUGCUCCGUCGUGAGGCCGAUCGCAACGACAAGACUAUCGUCACCACCACCUACCAAGCUGGAAAUGGCAUUUAUGAUCAAUUUGACAAGGUUCUGGUGUUGGCCGAAGGUCGAGUUACUUACUACGGCUCUCGUCGUCUUGCCCGACAAUACUUUGAAGACCUCGGAUUUAUCUGCCCCAAGGGCGCCAACAUCGCCGACUUCCUUACUUCAGUCACCGUCUUGACAGAACGCACAGUACAACCUGGUUGGGAAGAAAAGGUGCCAAGCACCCCCGAGGAGUUCGAGUCCUGCUACCACAACAGCUCCGUUUACAGGGAACAACUCGAUGCUAUUGUUCCCCCUGAGAAACUCGCUUAUGAAACCGAAGACAUUGAGAUUGCGGUGGCUAGCGAAAAAGGAAAACAACAUCUUCCGCGGAAGACAAGCCCUUACACAGCGAAGUUAUGGUCUCAGGUCGGAGCCUGUACAGUUCGACAGUUCCAAAUCAUGUGGGGAGACAAAUUUUCACUGAUGGUCAAAGUCUCAUCCGCAAUCAUUCAGGCUCUUGUGUGUGGUAGUUUGUUCUACAACUUGAAAGACGACAGCAGUUCCAUUUUCUUGAGACCAGGAGUGCUGUUCUUUCCGGUGCUCUACUUCUUGCUUGAAUCCCUUUCCGAAACGGUAGGAUCAUACAUGGGCAGGCCGAUCCUUUCUCGUCAAAAACGAUUUGGAUUCUAUCGCCCUACAGCCUUCGCCAUUGCCAACGCCACAACUGAUAUUCCAGUUGUCAUUGUGCAAGUUACCUGCUUCUCGCUGAUCCUCUACUUUAUGGCCACCCUGCAAAUGGACGCCGGAAGAUUCUUCACCUUCUGGAUUAUCGUCAUCAUGCAGACACUGGCUUUCAUUCAAUUGUUCCGAUCAGUGGGUGCUGUGUGCAAGACCUUCGGAAAUGCAUCCAAGAUCUCUGGUCUGCUUUCCACGGUUUUCUUUGUUUAUGGCGGGUAUCUCAUUCCAUUCCAGAAGAUGCACGUCUGGUUUCGAUGGAUCUUCUAUCUCAAUCCCGGUGCAUAUGCGUUUGAAGCUUUGAUGGCGAAUGAGUUCGUUGGCAGGACUUUGAAGUGUAUCGAGCCUGAUUACAUUCCUUAUGGGGCUGGAUACUCAAGCUCGGCAUCUCCACACCGUGGAUGCUCGGUGCUUGGAAGUGAUGAAAGUGGCAUGAUCGAUGGAGCAAAAUACAUCAAAGAACAGUACAGUUACUCCUAUCACCAUAUCUGGAGAAGCUUUGGAAUUCUUGCUGGGUUUUGGAUUUUCUUCAUCUUUUUGACUUCAGCUGGCCUUGAAUUGCGAAACAGCCAAAGCGGCUCUUCCGUUCUGCUUUACAAGCGUGGCAGCGAGAAGAAAAAUGACGAGUCCUCACAGCCACGAGAACUAGCAGACCCCAGUGCUCUCUUGGGAUCUGUUAAGCAAUCAACCUUCACUUGGAAGGAUCUUGACUACCACGUGCCAUUCCAUGGCGAGAAAAAGCAGCUUCUCAAUAAGGUCUUUGGAUUUGUUCAACCCGGAAACUUGGUCGCUCUGAUGGGAGCAUCUGGAGCUGGUAAAACAACCCUCUUGGAUGUCCUAGCCCAGCGAAAAGACAGCGGAGAGAUUAUUGGAUCAGUCUUGAUUGAUGGCCGACCUGUCGGAAUCAGCUUCCAGCGAACUACCGGAUACUGUGAGCAGAUGGAUGUUCAUCUCGAAACCGCUACUGUUCAGGAGGCUCUGCGCUUCUCGGCCAUUCUUCGUCAACCAUCCGGCGUGUCAUAUGAAGAGAAGAUUGCUUACGUUGAUCAUAUCAUUGAUCUCCUGGAACUGAGGGACAUCAGUGACGCUCUGAUUGGAGUACCCGGUGCUGGUCUCAGUAUCGAGCAGCGGAAACGUGUUACACUCGGUGUCGAACUUGUCGCAAAGCCUACAUUGUUGUUCUUGGAUGAGCCAACUUCCGGUCUUGAUGGACAGAGUGCGUUCAACAUUCUACGUUUCCUCCGACGAUUGGUCGACGGAGGACAAGCUGUUCUGUGUACUAUUCACCAACCUUCUGCGGUGCUAUUCGAUGCAUUCGAUGGUCUUCUAUUGUUGGCCAAGGGUGGAAAGAUGACAUACUUCGGAGAGACUGGCAAGGAAUCGCACAAGAUUCUUGAGUACUUUGCCAAAAACGGAGCACCAUGCCCACCUGACGCCAACCCUGCAGAGCACAUCAUUGAAGUUGUUCAAGGAAGUGCCACUGAUAAAACUGACUGGGUCGAUGUUUGGAACAAAUCCGAGGAGCGUGAAAAGGCACUCGCCCAAUUGGACGCGCUCAAUGAGUCCAGCAAAGCUGCCGCAGAUUAUGUUGAAGAUACAUCUGACUAUGCCACUUCUCACUGGUUCCAGUUCAUGGAGGUCUCCAAGCGUCUUAGUAUUCAUAUCUGGCGGUCACCGGACUACAUGUGGAACAAGAUCAUUCUUCACAUUUUCGCUGCGCUUUUCAGUGGCUUCACAUUCUGGAAAAUUGGAGAUGGCACCUUUGCCCUUCAGCUCAGACUCUUUGCUAUUUUCAAUUUCAUCUUUGUUGCCCCUGGCUGUAUUAACCAGAUGCAACCGUUUUUCUUACACAACCGAGACAUCUUUGAAACCAGAGAGAAGAAGUCCAAAACCUAUAGUUGGAUUGCUUUCAUUGGAGCGCAGACAGUCACUGAGAUUCCGUACCUGAUUAUCUGUGCCACGCUAUACUUCCUGUGCUGGUACUUUACCGCGGGAUUCCCUGUAAAGGCGAGCAUUUCCGGUGCGGUUUAUCUUCAGAUGAUCUUCUACGAGUUCCUCUAUACCUCUAUUGGACAGGCCAUUGCGGCCUAUGCACCAAACGAGUACUUUGCUGCAGUCAUGAACCCAGUUCUCAUUGGUGCUGGUCUUGUCAGUUUCUGUGGUGUCGUCGUUCCGUACUCAGCUAUGCAGCCAUUCUGGCGCUACUGGAUUUACUACCUGGACCCUUUCACCUACCUGGUCGGCGGUCUUUUCGGUCCAGUAAUCUGGGACGUCAAGGUCAAAUGCGAGGCUUCAGAGUUCGUGAAAUUUACUGCACCUUCUGGGCAGACUUGUGGUGACUACAUGGCCGAUUUUCUCGCAACGCAAACUGGCUACUUGCUCGACGCAAACUCGACCGGAACAUGUUCGUUCUGUCAGUACUCUCAGGGUGCAGACUACGCAAAGACAUUCAACAUCCGGGAGAAAUAUUAUUCCUGGAGAGACACUGGCAUCACGGCCCUUUUCUGCAUUUCUUCUUAUGCUCUGGUCUUCUUGAUGAUGAAGCUCAGAAGCAAGAAGACAAAGAGUGCGCGCUCUGAAUAA
Molecule: messenger RNA, 4077 nt
Organism: Penicillium antarcticum
Lineage: Eukaryota; Fungi; Ascomycota; Eurotiomycetes; Eurotiales; Aspergillaceae
Product: putative ABC multidrug transporter
Exons: 13
Coding region: 1-4077 (1358 amino acids)
Biological process (GO): transmembrane transport
Cellular component (GO): membrane
Molecular function (GO): ATP hydrolysis activity; ABC-type transporter activity; ATP binding
Source: RefSeq, a predicted model, not a curated record